Molecule: messenger RNA, 1266 nt
Organism: Amaranthus tricolor (Joseph's coat)
Lineage: Eukaryota; Viridiplantae; Streptophyta; Magnoliopsida; Caryophyllales; Amaranthaceae
Exons: 7
Coding region: 1-1266 (421 amino acids)
Source: RefSeq, a predicted model, not a curated record
AUGGCUCUGAAGAAGAUGGAGGAGUUAAAGUCUCAGCUUGAGGAAUUGUUAAAAAAGCGUUGUAUCCAACCUAGUGUUUCACCUUGGGGCGCUCUAGUUCUGUUUGUGAGGAAGAAAGAUGGUAGUUUGAGGUUAUGCAUUGACUAUAUGGAGUUAAACAAGCUAAGAAUAGCUAAAGGGAAUAUGCAUAAAAUAGCUUUUAGAACACGUUAUAGACAUUAUGAGUUCACCAUGAUGCUUUUUGGGUUAACAAAUGCUCCAGCUGCAUUCAUAUGUUUGAUGAACCAAGUGUUUAGUGCGUACUUGGAUAAGUUCGUGGUUGUCUUUAUUGAUGACAUAUUGGUAUCAUUUUUGGGCCAUUUUGUUUCUAAGGAGGGUGCUUUGGUGGAUCCGGCGAAAAUAGAGGCAGUUCGAAGCUGGUUGUCACCAAAGAAUGUCACCGAAAUUUCACGAAUUGCUCGGUCUAUGACUUCGUUGAUGAAGAUAGAGAAGAAGUUCGAGUGGACUGACGAGUGUGAACAAGCCUUCAUGACUUUGAAGGAAAGGUUAAGUACGACCCCUGUUCUUAAUCUACCUGACCCUAAGUUGGAUUAUACUGUUUACAGUGACACAUCGAAGAAAGGAUUGGGUUGUGUACUGAUCAAUGCAAGAGCGAUCUACACUGAUCAUCAAAGUCUAAAGUAUCUCUAUACUCAGCCCGACUUAAACAUGCGACAACGUCGGAAGUCUAAUCACUCGCUGUCUGCCCUGGACGGAGUUGAAGAGUUGCAUCGGGAUUUUGCUAGAUUGAACUUAGAAUUGGUGCGUAAAGGUGAAUUUCAGGAAUGUCUGAAUGCUUUGGCUAUUCGACCUUCGUUCUUUGAAGAAAUUUUAAAUUCCCAGGAUAAAGACCCAAAACUGUUGAAUUUAAAGGAACAGGCUUGGGAAGGAAAAGCAGAGGGAUUCUUUGUUCAUGAAGAUGGAAGCUUGAGGUUCAAUGGUCGUUGGUGUUUAUCGACGGGGGAGAAAUCUUUGAAGGAACGUAUCUUGAAUAAAGCGCAUUGUACGAAAUAUUCAAAGGUUGAAAGUGAUUAUAAAAGACUAGGAGGUUUACUACAACCUUUGGAGAUACCGGUGUGGAAGUGGGAUGAUAUUUCUAUGGAUUUUAUUGUGGGUUUACCCCAAACGAAGGCAGGUAAUGAUGCGUUAUGGGUCAUAGUUGAUCGUUUGACUAAAUCAGCACAUUUCAUUCCUAUAAACUGUCGUUGGAAGAUGGAACAAUUGUGA